GAUUUACACGUGAGGUCUCCCUCACUGAUAGCAGAGCAGCAGAUGUCGAAAGCCCCCUUGUAGGAUGUCCGAUGACUGGACGGACUCGUGUUUACAUCCACUCGGUUUCUAGAAGAGGCGGGGAUGCGCGCACACCGUUAACUGUGAUGCAGGCGCCGAUCGGCACAGAAUAAACCGGGAUCUCCCUCAAGUGGCCCGCAUACCAUGACGAAGAAAGUACUGGAUUUUAUCUCAGAGAGAAAUUCGGUGGCUACAGAACAACGGGAGAGUUCCUAAUCGUCUAAGACACAGUGAGCUGCGGCUGGAAAGAGGAUGCAAAAUAAACAAUCUCUAGCAGCUCCUUGUGGUGUGGAGGAAUGAAGGCCAUGGAGCUAAAAGUGUGGGUGGACGGAGUGCAGCGCAUUGUGUGUGGGGUCACGGAGUUCACCACAUGCCAGGAAGUGGUCAUCGCUUUGGCACAAGCCAUUGGACGGACAGGCAGAUACACUUUGAUCGAGAAAUGGCGGGAGACAGAGCGCCACCUGGCUCCAAAUGAAAACCCUGUAGUGUCCCUGAACAAGUGGGGCCAGUAUGCCAGUGACGUGCAGCUCAUCCUCCAGCGGACCGGCCCGUCUGUCAGCGAGCGGCCAACCUCUGAAGGGCUGGCUCGUGUCCCAGAACGAGGUCUAUACCGCCAGAGCCUUCCACCUCUGGCCAAGCUCCGCCCAUCGGGGACAGACCGGUCGCUCAAACGAAAGGAACCCAAACGCAAAUCUCUGACCUUCACAGGAGGCGCCAAGGGUCUGCGGGAAAUAUUUGGAAAAAGCAGAGAUACUGAUGUCAAACAGUCCCAGCAGCACGGUGUGAGUUUAAACCUCAGCAGAGUUGGAGGAGGUGGAAUAGCAUCUGUACCUGGGAGUCCGGCCAGAGAGCUGAGCCGACUGGUGCAGCUGCAGAGAGACAAACUCCAGGCCCUGGAAAGCCGCCUGCUGGGCUGCGAGGCUGAGCUGCGAGACUGGGAGGAGGCCACAGGCGAGGCCAGCGAUGAAGGAAACUUGGAGGAAGAGCUGCUGCUUUUAGAGCAGCAGGUGAGGAGGAAUGACGCCGAGAUGGAGGAGGAGGAAUUCUGGCAGAACGAGUUGCAGAUAGAGCAGGAGAGCGAGUGGCAGCUGCGGCAACAGCUAGCCGAGCUGCAGGGCCGUGUACGCGACUGUGAAGCCAAGCUUUUGGAGUAUCUAGCUCGCAUACAGAGCAUGGAGGCAGGUGUGGAGCAGGAGCGACUGCAGCAGGAGGCUGAGCUGAAACAAAGGGUCAAUGAGGAAGAGGUACAAGCCCAGUUGGAGAAAGUGAGGGCAGAGUUGGAAAUGCAGAGCCAACAAACAGCACGGCUGGAGAACAGCUGCAGGGCAUUGGAACGCUCGCUCAGCCAGUCAGGCAAGAGAUUACAGGAGAAAGAGCAGGAGCUGGAGCAGCUGACAAAAGAGCUUCGACAGGUCAACCUACAGCAGUUCAUUCAGCAGACUGGUACCAAGGUCACUGUGCUGCCGGCUGAACCAUCAGAAGAGAUCAGCAGUGAGACGGAGUGCGGUUCCCUGAAACGACUCGGCUCCUCCCGCCUCUUACCCAGUGACCUUCGUGCUCUUCAGAGCGCCGUCUCGUCCACCCUCAACCCUGAAGGCAUCUACGUUUGACCCUAAAUGUCCAGGAGGCAUAUUUUUUUGUGGCGGUAGCAAGGCAGCUUUAUGCUACUGAAACUAUUUCCACACACAGAAAACCGAAGAACUAACUCCACAAAUAGAUGUUUUUCUUACAAGGCAACAGAGUGUCAGAGUGGCACUUCAAUAUGGAGGGUUUUUGCAAAAAAAAAAAAAAGAGUGUGACAAGAAAACUGCACUGCCUCCUCUUUGCUAGAAUUGAACUUAAACUGAUGUCAUCAUCUGCCGUUUAAUGCACAGUCUGAGCUCCCAUGAGUGAGUAAGGAUAACUGCAACAGCACCAUUUUUCUCUACAUACCAGCUACUGUGUUUUUAUUUUUGUUUGUUUGGUUUUUUUUAGCACUUCUGGACAUACUCUGAAUACACAAUCAUUUAUUAGUCAAGCGAUUCCCGGCAAAAAAAACUGUAAUGUGUGCAGUAAAUCAUGAGAGAAUUUCAGAGUGCAGUAGUUUGACACGCGUACUCAUCUACAUCCAAAAAAAGAGACAGAUGCAUGAGCAUGCACAAACAGUGACUCCUGUGCUAUAAGCAUAGCCAUAUCUGAUUGCCUUAAAACUAGAUGUUAGUAAAUGUAAUAUUGAAACAGAACUCAAGGUAGCUACUGAGUACUGUGCGCAGUGUGAAUUUGAUAAAAUGCGCCAAUUCAGGUGACUCCUUGUCACGGUAACUGAUGUCAGUACAACUCCACGUGGGGUUAGUCUUUUUUUUUCUAAAAGAGUUUGAACUUAUUUUUUGAUUUAAUUAACUAGUAAGUUAGCUUCGUGUGUAUGUUUAGACAGCGAUUGAAAACAUUUAUCAUAAAAUGUAUGUCAGAGGCAGAGUUAAAAGAGGGCGACUAAAGAGGCCAAUGAAGUGAUAUUUUCAGUAGAACAUGGUGGCUGUAAUGUGGCCCAAUUUAAGUAUUUUGUGUUGUGCAGUAGGCAUGCAUCUGUUGUUUUUCUCAUAAUGAAAAUGUCUUUAGUAUGGAAGCUUGUUUCUGCCACUGAAAAAAAGGGUUUUUUGUCAUCUGUAAGUCGGAAUUUCAGCUUUUUAUCUCAGAGUUAUUUUCUAAGAAGUUUAAGCAUGUUACAGUUUUGAGAUAAGAACGAUUUUUUUUUCUUACAGAUGACUUAUGCAAAAAACAAAAGAAUUUUAAAAAACAAACAAACAAAAAAACACGGUGGUGCGAACAAAGUUCCACACUUGGGUGUAAAUCCAGGCUCAAAUAAUUUAUCACUGUGACCACCAGGUGGCAGCAAAACAUCUAUUAUUCAGGUAGGCGAAAGGCUCUUUAAGUCAUCUGAUUAGUGCGUGUUUAUGAGUCACUUACUGUAUGCCUGUUGUUGUUGUUGUUGUAACAAAGCCUCUGCACUUUAGCUUUAAUUGUGUUAAGGUGAGAGUGUUUGAUAUGUUUCACUGUGUACUGUGUUCAUUAACCAGGAACACACACACACAUAUCAAAACAGCAUCCUAUGAUUUCUAACAAACUUAAGAUGUCUUCUAUGAACCAAAGUUAGUGUCACACAACAGAUGGUUAAAUGAAUGUAUUUUUUUGUGUAUGUGCAGCUUGUGCUUAAUAAAAAUACCAGCUUCAUUCAAAUGGUGGCUGCGCUGCACACCAUACAUAUUUUAUAUUUUAUGGUCAGCUCUUUCACGCAGAAAGACGACAUUUAUAUCACAAAAGACAGUAUUAGAAGUCUGAGAUAGAAGAUGUUAGUAUGAACCUUUGCCAGCUGAAUUGGAGAAACCCAAACUGCUUGUGAAUCCUCAGUAUGGGCUCAGAAAACUGCAAAAAAUUGCAGCUGUUAAAUAAAAAAUCAAUAUUG
This is a messenger RNA of Pelmatolapia mariae (spotted tilapia), 3499 nucleotides long. It is a transcript of the gene rassf8b, whose product is annotated as Ras association domain family member 8b. Gene Ontology annotation, biological process: signal transduction. Bases 357 to 1670 code for a protein of 437 amino acids. The record is from RefSeq and is a predicted model, not a curated record. NCBI's taxonomy places the organism in Eukaryota, Metazoa, Chordata, Actinopteri, Cichliformes, Cichlidae. The transcript is spliced from 9 exons.